Lotus japonicus is the source of this 1613-nucleotide messenger RNA. Its product is annotated as protein trichome birefringence-like 38. The record is from RefSeq and is a predicted model, not a curated record. Lineage: Eukaryota; Viridiplantae; Streptophyta; Magnoliopsida; Fabales; Fabaceae. The transcript is spliced from 5 exons. The coding region runs from base 307 to 1392 and encodes 361 amino acids. Gene Ontology annotation, cellular component: Golgi apparatus. Gene Ontology annotation, molecular function: O-acetyltransferase activity.
GACAGUGUUAAGGGUAGAGAGAGACCAAUGAAAUGCAAAAGAAAGAACAUUUCUUCAGCUUCCUCCGUGACUGUAGUAGUAGAAUAACGUAGUGGUAGUAAAGUAACAUCUGAGUUUCCCCAUUAAAACCAAGCUCUUCAGUUUCAUAACCCCACAUACCAUUGACAAUUCCACCCAAGAUCCCAUUAUCAGCACCCACCAUUGGAACCCACCGAGUACUCUUUUUUUCUUCCAGUUUCUCCUUCUAUAUAUAUAUGACCCACACUAGUUUCAUUCACUACCCAUUCUCUCUCUCUUAAAUCCCAGAUGGGUUUCAGUUUCAGGGUCAUUGCUCUGUUUCUGAUCUCUCUGUUUUGCCAAGCAAGUGCACAAAAUUUCCACAAUGUGACUGGCUUAAGAGGAAAAAAACCAGUAGUGAAUGGAGGGUGCAAUUUUUUCAUAGGAACAUGGGUUGUUGAUCCUUCCAACCAUCUCUAUGACUCUUCAUCUUGCCCCUUCAUUGAUUCUGAGUUUAAUUGCCAAAAGUAUGGAAGACCUGACACUCAGUACCUCAAAUAUGCUUGGAAACCUGAUUCAUGUGCCUUACCCAGGUUCGAUGGGAAAGAUUUUCUGAACAGGUGGAAGGGUAAGAAGAUAAUGUUUGUGGGUGAUUCACUGAGUCUGAACAUGUGGGAAUCACUGGCUUGUAUGAUUCACGCGUCGGUGCCGAAUGCAAAGACCAGCUUUUUGAGGAAAGAGUCACUGUCUACUGUGACGUUCCAGGACUAUGGAGUAACAAUACAGCUAUACCGCACACCAUAUUUAGUGGACAUCAUUCGAGAAAAUGUUGGUCGAGUGCUUACAUUGGACUCCAUUGUGGCUGGAAAUGCUUGGAAAGGCAUGGACAUGUUGAUUUUCAACUCAUGGCAUUGGUGGAUCCACACUGGAAAAUCUCAAGGAUGGGACUACAUCAGAGAUGGACCCAAUCUGGUGAAGAACAUGGACCGUUUGGAGGCAUACACUAAGGGAUUGACCACUUGGGCUAGAUGGGUUGAUCUCAAUGUUGAUCCCUCCAAAACUAAAGUCUUCUUUCAAGGCAUUUCCCCUACUCAUUAUCAAGGCAAGGAGUGGAAUCAACCUAAGAGAAGCUGUAGUGGACAACUUGAACCAUUAGCUGGUUCAACAUAUCCAGCAGGUCUACCUCAAGCAGCUAACAUCCUGAACAGUGUGUUAAAGAAGAUGAAUAAUCCAGUUUAUCUGCUUGACAUUACACUCCUUUCGCAACUAAGGAAAGAUGCACACCCUUCUACCUACGGCGAGGAUCACUCUGGCAAUGACUGCAGCCACUGGUGCCUGCCAGGGUUACCUGAUACAUGGAACCAGCUCCUGUACGCAGCUCUUACCAACAAUUGAUCCUGUAAUUUCUUCAUCCCUUGGUUAUGUGUUCUGUUGGUGACUUCAAAAUUUGUACAUUACUUGCAAGGCAGAGAUGCUAACCAGGGGUGAAAGUCGAUUGUAAAAUUAUAUGAUUCUUGGAUAAUAUACAAAAAAAAGUUUGUCAGAGAGAUCAAAACUCUUACAUAUCAAGAAAUGUACUUUACAAGAGUAUAAACUAAUUUUAUUGGAUCACAAAA